UUGUCGUCAGUAUAUAGAAGUACGCGAAACGUAAUUGUCAACAGUAAAAUCGUUUUGUUGAAAUAAAUUGUUUAAAACGAAUACGCAAUGAUCGAGAUUAAGUUAGAAGUAGCGCAUAAUUGUGAGAGUGUACUCACCCUUGAGAAGAGUGACUCGGUGGAUGAACUCUGGAGACAUCUAGAAAAAAAGGGAUUUUUCCAGAGGAAUUUCUACAUUUUACAGAAUGGGAGACUACUUUCCCCAGGUGCCCACCUUUCAGGGGAUGUCAGGGUAAUUCCAAAGCUCCUGGGGGGAAAGGGAGGGUUUGGCUCGAUGCUGCGAGCUAUUGGAGCACAAAUCGAAAAGACAACGAAUCGAGAGGCAUGCAGAGACCUGAGUGGUCGUCGUCUACGGGAUAUUAAUGAAGAAAAACGCCUGAAAGCCUGGAUUGAGAAUCAGGGAAAUCGAAAAGAGGAGCAAGCAGAGAGAAAGAAGAAAAAAUUGGAGAGACUCUGCGCUGAGCCAAAGCACGAGUUCAAGGACAAGAAUUACGAGCACGAGAGAUCGAUUCUCACUGAGAGGAUCGAUGAUGCUGUUGAACAAGGAUUCAAGACUGCAGCUACGACAUCGAGUCUCGAGCCACCGAGGAAGAGUGUCAAGAGGAAAACAAUGCUCGAUGAAUUUGAUGACAUUGACUCUGAGGAAUUGAGUAGCUCUGAGGAAGAGAGUGAUCAGCCAGUGAAAAAAAUUAUUAAAGGAGAGAAGACGUCGGGGGACAGUGGGUGUUCCUCUAGUGUUGACGAUCACUCAGAAUCCUCUUGUGACAAAAAAGAAGAGGGUAAAAUUGAAGAGACACCUGAAUACACCUCGAUUCUCAUUUCCGAGAGAAAAAAAAUAGAACAAUCCAAUUAAAAUUAAUUUCGAAUGCCUUGAACGAAAGAAUAAGUCUCACUGAAUUUUUAAUAGCUCUACAAUUGAUUGUAAUGAUGCAAGUUGAUAAAUAAAAUUCUUUUUGAAAGCUA
Molecule: messenger RNA, 1001 nt
Organism: Fopius arisanus
Lineage: Eukaryota; Metazoa; Arthropoda; Insecta; Hymenoptera; Braconidae
Product: protein SDE2 homolog
Exons: 2
Coding region: 88-891 (267 amino acids)
Cellular component (GO): nucleus
Source: RefSeq, a predicted model, not a curated record